CUGGAUCAGAAAGCGGUGGUCCAUACAAAGACGCAGUGAGUCAGGUUUCAGGUUUCAGGCCCCGCGAGUCCCAAGGCUCUGAGUUGCUUUUGUUUGACUGGGAACUGAAGAGAGAGAGAGAGAAAAGAGGCGGAGAACGGCGGCAGAGAGAGACUUUUAGUUUGGAGUAGGUGAGAGAGAGGCAGAGUGGACUCCAUCUCUCUCUCUCUCUCUCUCUCUCUGCCAAUAUUGCACAUGAACAGGGCCACUCUAGUGUGGAUCUAAGCUCACAUCACAAAAGAUGACUUCACGUGUCCCACCCUGCUUCUCUGGAUUAUUCCCACUAGUCCUCUGGGUCUGCUGCCAGUGCUGCACCGCCUAUCAGCUGCUGGAUGACCAUGCUUCUCAGGGAGCCUUGGACCUUACAGAGUUAAUCGGCGUUCCUCUCCCGCCCUCCGUGUCCUUUGUUACUGGCUUUGAAGGUUACCCCGCCUACAGUUUCAGAGGGGACGCCAACGUGGGCCGCCUCACCAAGUCCUUCAUUCCUGACCCUUUCCAUUAUGACUUUGCCAUCACGGUCACAGCUAAACCCACUACACAGCAUGGUGGGGUGUUGUUCGCCAUUACUGAUGCUUACCAAAAGAUUGUACACCUAGGUGUAGCACUGUCAGAGGUGGAGGAUGGCUCCCAGAGGGUUGUGUUGUAUUACACUGACCCAGGAACAAGAGGUGGGACUCAAGAGGCAGCUUCCUUUAAAAUGGGCGACCUUACAGGAAGGUGGGCCAGGUUCACCCUGACUGUGCAGGGGGCAGAGGUGCGUCUCUACAUGGACUGUGAGGAAUACCACCGAGUUGCCUUUACCAGGAGCCUCCGGCCUCUAACUUUUGAGGCCAGCUCUGGUAUCUUCAUAGGAAAUGCUGGGGGGACGGGUCUGGCAAGGUUUGUGGGCUCCAUCCAGCAGCUGUUGCUGAAGUCAGAUCCCACGGCCCCAGAUGACCAGUGUGAGGAGGAUGACCCUUAUGCCUCUGGAUAUGGAAGUGGUGAUGAUGUUUAUGAAGAUGUAGAAAGUAGAGAGGAAGUGAAGAAGAUUGUGGAGGAGAGAGAGUAUACCAUGCCAUUGCCAACCAUCCCCACCCCUGUCUCUGAUCCGCCCACUGAAGCGACACCAGCCGAUAAUGAUGAUGAAGACACUGGAGAGGAGGAGGGAGAGAUGACCAUAGUUGAAGUACUAUCACCUGAAACAGCUACUCCAUCCCCCACAGUGGACACAUAUAAUCAUCAGUCCCUCCAGGUAUCUUCAGGACAGAAAGGGGAGCAAGGUGAACCAGGUCCUGCCGGCCCUCCAGGACCCCCUGGGCCUCCAGGACAAGCCACAGGAGAGGGACAGAGGGGAGAUCCUGGACCACAGGGUCCACAGGGACCACAGGGACCUUCAGGUCUUCCCGGAGUUCCUGGGAAAGACGGACAGCCUGGAAGCAAAGGUGAAACUGGUGUCCCAGGAGCCCCAGGGACUCCUGGAUUCCCAGGACUGCCAGGAGAGCCUGGGCCUAAGGGAGAAAAGGGUGACCCUGGUGUUGGACUGCCAGGUCCUCCUGGGCCUCCUGGACCCCCGAGCAGGUCUUCCAUGCCCCUGGAGGGGUCAGGAUUUGAAGACUCUGAAGAUGCAGAGAUUGUUAGAGGGCCUCCAGGGCCUCCUGGCCCCCCAGGAAAGCCAGGUCCUCCAGGAACCUUAUCUGAGGACAUCUUUCCUGGACCACCUGGGACCCCUGGGAAGGAUGGAGAGAAGGGGGAAGCUGGAGUCAGUGGAAAAGAUGGUGAUCCAGGGCCUGCUGGGGAGAAGGGAGACAAGGGAGAGCCUGGAGUUAAUGGGCAACCAGGACAGAAGGGAGAUCAGGGACCCCCAGGGUUCCCAGGCCUUCCAGGGUCAGAGGGUCCAGAAGGGCAGCCUGGUCCCAGGGGUCCCCCUGGGCCCCCAGGCCCCCCAGGAAGAAGCUUCAACGUUGACUUUGAGGACUUGGAAGGAUCUGGGAUGCAGAGUGGUUUCGGACCAGUAUUGUCUCGAGGCGCACAGGGCCCUCCAGGAAGCCCUGGACUUCAAGGACCCAAAGGAGAGCCUGGUGUUACAGGGCCACCAGGGCUUCCAGGACUGGAUGGACUCAAAGGAGCAGAGGGACCGAAGGGGGGUAAAGGUGAUCCAGGACAAAAGGGAGAGGCAGGGCGGGAUGGAUUCAGUCUAACUGGCCCUCCAGGACCACCUGGACCACCAGGACCCAUUUUCAAUCUCCAGGAUCUUCUCCUUAAUGCUACAGAUGGUGCCUUCAACUUCUCAGGGAUUUUUGAAGCUCAAGGACCUGCUGGACCACAGGGUCCAAAGGGUGAUGCUGGGUUGCCAGGUAUUCAAGGACCUACAGGACUGAAAGGUGAAAAGGGUGAGCCAGGGGGUUUCAUCGCCACAGAUGGAACUAUGAUGUCACAUCUGGCUGGUCCAAUAGGACCCAAAGGAGUCAAGGGGGAUAAUGGUGUACCUGGGCUUCCUGGAAUUCCAGGACCAGUGGGACCACCAGGACACAAGGGAGAGUUUGGAUUUCCUGGAAGACCAGGUCGUCCAGGUGCAAUGGGGCCUAAAGGAGAGAGGGGGGACUCUGUUUGGUUUCCGGGCCCUCCUGGCCCUCCUGGACCACCAGGCCGACCAGGAAUGUUCAACUGUCCCAAAGGAACGGUGUUCCCUAUCCCUCCCAGACCGCACUGCAAAAUGGCUAGCAUUUCAAGGAUGGUUCCAACAUAUUCCCGCAUGCUGCAUGUCCAGACUGGGGAGGUGAAGGCUCAGAGCCAAAAACAAUAUGAGCUUAAUCACAGUGGAACCAUCACAGUUGGGAACUGUCAGACAGGAGUAAAAGGAGAAAAGGGAGAGAGGGGCGUGCCUGGGAUGCCAGCUCCAAUCACAUUUCUUCCCAGAGGAGGCCGGCAGGGGGAAAGAGGCGACCAGGGUAUUAAAGGGGAGAAGGGAGACAAGGGGGAGGCAGGGUUGCCGGGUGUUCCAGGGAAGCCAGGACUUGUGGGACCCAAAGGACAGUCGGUGCUCGGUCCUGCAGGGCACCCUGGGAUGCCAGGCACACCUGGCAUCCCAGGCUAUGGGAGGGCAGGUCCUGUGGGUCCUCCUGGGCCACCAGGGCCUCCAGGCCGCCCAGGCUCACCAUCAAGAUACAGCUCAGCAGCUCUGACCAUCUCUGGACCCCCCGGGCCUCCUGGACCACCCGGACCUGCUGGAUCACCGAGUAGCACAGCAUCUCUGAAGACAUUUUCAACCCGUGACAGUAUGAUGCAGCACACGCUGAGGGACACAGAGGGAACUUUGGCAUAUGUCACAACGACAGGAAGUCUCUUCCUCAAGGUUUCCCAAGGAUGGAAAGAGAUACAGCUUGGAAAUCUGAUCUACCUCUCCAGUAACAUCAUACCACAAGAUGAGCCUCGAGUUGCAUAUCACAUAGGAGGAAACACAAUGGAAAGAAUAACUUCAGUUAAACAGAGGCUCAACUUGGUGGCCUUGAACCAGCCCCACUCAGGGGACAUGAUGGGGCUUGACAUGGCUGACCGGAUGUGUUAUGAGCAGGCCAAGGCAAUGGGGUUGGCUCCAAACUACCGUGCCUUCAUUUCAUCCCACAAACAAGACUUGGUCUAUGUGGUCUAUCCUGGAAUUCGGGAAACUCUGCCAGUAACCAACCUCAGGGGAGACGUGAUGUUUAGGAACUGGCAGUCAAUUUUCAAUGGCGAUGGAGGGACUAUCAACACCAGGAUACCCAUCUACUCCUUUGAUGGCCGGGAUGUUUUAGCUGACCCAUUCUGGCCUCAGAAGAGCAUCUGGCAUGGCUCCACCAGCACGGGUCUCAGAGCUAUGGACAAACACUGUGAGACGUGGCAGACAGACCACGUGUCUGUCACAGGCCAGUCAUCUAGCCUGAUCUCAGGUCUGCUCCUGGGCCAGCAGACACGGAGCUGUUCCAACGAACACAUUGUCCUUUGUAUUGAGACCCACAAAAACCCUUAAAUCUGCACUGAUUCAUUAAUGAUGAAUGCACCAACUUUAACUUUUAUUCAAGAAAAGUGGACUCAAUUCCAACGGGUUACAUUGUAAUUUAGCCCACUGUACAAAAAUCUAACUUACAGUAACACAAAUGGCUUCAGAGUCACCCGGGUAUGUUAAUAAUAAGAUGUCUCUUCAAUGUUCAAAAGAUUUUAAAAGCAGAGACCGAGGGUGCAUGGAUGCAGGAAUGUGCACUAGUCCUCAAACAUAAGUUUGUGUAAGUUACAGAUUUCCAAAGAGAAAUUGUCUAUUUUUAUUGUUUUCUUUACAGAUUGUCAUUUAAGCUUUUAAGACAUUUUUAGGAAUUUUACUAAAUAUUUCAUGGACCAGAACUUUCCACAACGUACUUUGUCCCUCGUCCAACAGGACAACCUGACAACCAGUGUUGCCACCCUAAUUUUUGAUGCACUGUAAUUCUUUUUUUUUCUUUCAUUAACAUUAUCUUUGAAUGUGUUUUAAUGUUGUAGCUUUUCAUAAAUCUUGGUGAUCUCACUCCUUUGCAGCGCUGUCUCUUAAAAGGGUAUUUAAUUUAAAUUCAAUGAUUUAUUUAUACUGUCACAGCACAUAACAUGAAAUGGAUUAAAUUUAAGAAUGUAAUAUGUUUGUCAAAUGAAACCUUCUCAUUUGCCUCUUCUAUUUUUUUGUACUUUUUUUUUUUUUUAAAGUUAUACAGUUUUGGAGAAUGUUAAGUCAAAAUGAAUGUUUCGCUAGGAUAGAGAUACAAUUGAAGGAGAAAAAUGUUGAUGCUGAAAUACAUAAAAAAAAUCCUAGGGCAAAGGUGAGAGCACAUGUUUUUGUAUAAAUAUAGGUGCUAAAUUUAAUAAAAAUUCUUUUCAUAAUCUGUUCUGGUUUCAUCUCAGCACAAUGCAGCAAAUAACUGCAGUACUUCUGACUGUAGGUAAUAAUGCCAAAUUUCAAUUAACAAUUAAUAUCCUCCCAUUUGGGGGGCAUUUGAGAGAACUAUAUAUUUGAAAGGUAUUUACCUUUUUGUUUUGUCUACUUUUUUGCAUGUUUAUUUUUAAUUUAUAGUUAAAACAGUUUUUCCUGAACAUCCAUAUAUAACAAGCAUCUUUUACGUCAUUGUCCAAUGAAGUAUUUACGUUUUGAGUUGUACACUUCAAAAUAGGUUAUGUGCUGUUUUAACUUCUAAGCAAACAUUUAACAUCACGUCCCUUACAUUCCUGGAAUGCUUGACUAUUGUUUAAAAUACAGAUGUUAAUAAAUGUUUUGCAUAAUAUAGUGCUAUAAAAAUGAAGAAUUAGCUGAAGCUAACAUACGCAAAAAUGGGUCAAUUAAAUAAGAUGAGAAUUUUAAACCAAUUUGAAAGAAGUGUCACUACAGAAGUUACCUUAUUGAAUCUUUCUGGGUCUUUCUGAUGAAUGUGAUUUGUGAAAAACUAAUUGAUCUUGUGAGGGCAAUUGUGAUGCUUUUAUUCUGCAGAAGGAAUCCCGGAAGAUUUGUAAGCAACAACAAAUACCCAGCGGCCCAUUCUUACUUGGCUGUCUACAAUGAAUGCCAAACAAUACAAAGCGAAAUACAAAGAUAAAUAGUAACACAAUCUAAAGACACUUUAAAAACAGCAAGUGAAAAGAAAUAUAAUAAAAAAAUAUAUGAAUAUAAUAAAGAGAAAACAUAUGCUGCACCAGAAGCUGCAUGUGCAACACUCAGCAAUGAAUGUGCAAUUAUGCAUGUGAAAACUGAGCAUGUGGAAUUACAAGAAGUAAUUCCUGAUCAUAAGCUCCUGUCAGCUGUUUAGGAGCCUGAUGGCAGUUGGAAAGAAAAAGCUUUUCAGUCUAGAGGUCCUGCAUUUCAAGCUCCUGUACCUCUGGCCUGAAGGUAGAGGUGUAAACAGUUCAUGCUGGGGUCCUUGAAGAUGUAGACUCUGCGGUGGGGAGGCGACAGUGACGCGGUGGGUAGAGCAGUCACAGUGACGUGCGGUCAGGG
This is a messenger RNA of Monopterus albus (swamp eel), 6004 nucleotides long. RefSeq names its product collagen alpha-1(XVIII) chain-like. Gene Ontology annotation, biological process: extracellular matrix organization. The transcript has 43 exons. Bases 281 to 4024 code for a protein of 1247 amino acids. The record is from RefSeq and is a predicted model, not a curated record. NCBI's taxonomy places the organism in Eukaryota, Metazoa, Chordata, Actinopteri, Synbranchiformes, Synbranchidae. Gene Ontology annotation, molecular function: extracellular matrix structural constituent conferring tensile strength.